UAACUGCGUAAGUAUAUUAUCAUCUUAUUACAUCCAAUAUUAUUUAUUUAAUUUUAUUCUUUUUUUAUAAAUUUACUGUCAAAUAAUAGUUUCCUCUUCGGUUUAUUUAUGUUAUUACAAUUGUUUAUUUCUUUAAUCUUGACUUUUUACAAGAUAGAAGCGCGUGAAGCAUUCUUCUAAUCAUGGCGGAUGCAGCUCCAGCCGGCGGACGUGGUGGAUUCCGAGGAGGUUUCGGCGGUGGUGGCCGAGGCGGUAGAGGUCGUGGUAGAGGAAGAGGCCGCGGUCGAGGACGUGGUCGUGGUAAGGAAGAAAAGGAAUGGAUUCCAGUUACUAAGUUAGGACGUCUUGUUAAGGAUGGAAAAAUCAAAAGCUUAGAAGAAAUUUAUCUCUUUUCACUGCCUAUUAAAGAAUGUGAAAUUAUUGACUUCUUCCUGGGUAGUGCCCUUAAGGAUGAUGUUAUGAAAAUCAUGCCUGUACAGAAACAAACUAGAGCUGGUCAGCGUACCAGAUUUAAGGCUAUUGUAGCUAUGGGAGAUCAAAAUGGCCAUGUUGGAUUGGGAGUUAAAUGCUCUAAGGAAGUUGCUACUGCUAUUCGAGGGGCUAUCAUGUUAGCUAAGCUGACAGUCAUUCCUGUGCGACGAGGCUAUUGGGGUAAUAAGAUCGGUCAGCCCCACACAGUACCCUGCAAGGUUACUGGUAAAUGUGGUAGUGUUAUUAUGAGGCUUAUUCCAGCUCCUAGGGGAACUGGUUUGGUCUCUGCACCUGUUCCAAAAAAGCUUUUGACUAUGGCUGGAAUUGAGGAUUGUUAUACAUCAAGUAGAGGAUCCACUUGCACCUUAGGAAAUUUUGCUAAAGCAACAUACUUAGCUAUUCAGAAAACAUACAGUUAUUUGACACCAGAUUUGUGGAAGGACCAAGUGUUCCAGAAGUCUCCAUAUCAAGAACAUUCUGAUUAUUUAAUGAUGAAUCACAAACCCGUUGGAGGCCAGCAACGUCAAGUUGAAGCUGUAGCUUGAUUUGUAUAUUUUGAAAUAAAAACAAGUUGAAAAA
Parasteatoda tepidariorum (common house spider) is the source of this 1050-nucleotide messenger RNA. It is a transcript of the gene RpS2, whose product is annotated as ribosomal protein S2. NCBI's taxonomy places the organism in Eukaryota, Metazoa, Arthropoda, Arachnida, Araneae, Theridiidae. Gene Ontology annotation, molecular function: RNA binding; structural constituent of ribosome. Gene Ontology annotation, cellular component: ribosome; cytosolic small ribosomal subunit. The record is from RefSeq and is a predicted model, not a curated record. Gene Ontology annotation, biological process: translation.